CCCAACCAAGUUCACACACAGCCCCAAACCUUUUCUCUCUCUCACAAAUUACACCAAACUUUCUCUCUGAGCACAAUUGUUGUCUCUUCUUCUCACACUAGUUUCUCUCUCUCUCUCUCUCUCUCUCUCUCUCUCUCUCUCUCACUCUCUCACAGACAGAGUAUUCCGUACCGGUUCCUCAUCAAUAAUGGCCUCUUUAGUGCUGGCAGUGCUCAUUCUGGCCAUGACUGGCCAUUCAAGUGCCACAUGGUGCAUUUGCAAGGAUGGGUUGAGUGAUUCAGUUUUACAGAAGACUUUGGACUAUGCUUGUGGAGCUGGGGCUGAUUGUAACCCAACUCAUCAAAACGGGCCUUGUUAUACACCCAACACGGUUAGGGCUCACUGUAACUAUGCUGUUAACAGCUAUUUCCAGAGGAAGGGUCAAGCUGCAGGCUCUUGUGAUUUUACUGGCACUGCUACUGUCAUUACAACUGACCCAAGCACUACUGGAUGUAAUUACCCCUCAAGUGUCAGCACUGCAGGCAGCACCACAGUAACCCCGACUCCCAUCACCACCACACCAACAACCACCACAACACCAUCAACCACGACACCCACUACUGCAACACCAUACAGCGGAACACCAACUGGAGUGCUAGGAGGAGUUGGCACUGGCUUGGGUCCAUCUGGGACCAGCACAGACUACAGUGAUGGUGGGUUCAGACUCCAGCUGUCUAUCAGUCUGUUCUCAUUCUUUACAACCCUCUUGAUGCUUUUGUGGGUUUGAGAAAAAAAAAUAUGGCAGCAGGGCUUGUGGCCACGUUAGUGGGGCAGGGGUGGUUGCUGUUGGUGAUGGUGGUAAUGGAUUUCGAUGUCCAUUACCUGGGUUCCAUGUGAUUCUGCUGUUUAUCUAUAGAUGUCUUAGUUAAGUUUUUGUUUGUUUCUCAAAUAUAUUCUAUCUGGGGCAAAAGAUCGGCGUAGUGUUGAUAUCUUUCUGUCUAUGUCUACUGUGUUUUUUCUCCCUGUUUCAUAUACAUUCAGAUCUGGAAAGCAGUAAAUUAUUACUUCUAUG
This is a messenger RNA of Rubroshorea leprosula, 1051 nucleotides long. NCBI's taxonomy places the organism in Eukaryota, Viridiplantae, Streptophyta, Magnoliopsida, Malvales, Dipterocarpaceae. The record is from the annotation of a GenBank genome assembly.